Penicillium arizonense is the source of this 951-nucleotide messenger RNA. RefSeq lists its product as uncharacterized. Bases 1 to 951 code for a protein of 316 amino acids. Gene Ontology annotation, molecular function: oxidoreductase activity. The transcript has a single exon. Gene Ontology annotation, cellular component: endoplasmic reticulum. The record is from RefSeq and is a predicted model, not a curated record. Lineage: Eukaryota; Fungi; Ascomycota; Eurotiomycetes; Eurotiales; Aspergillaceae.
AUGUGUAUCUCAAGCUGGAGCACUCCACUCAGCUACAUCGGCCUUGCAGCCCUGGCUUACGUAACCCUCCACUUCACCCGCCAAGCAACAACAUUCCUCCUUCGCAGUACACUAACAGCUCGCUACAACCGGCCCGGUACCAACUGGGCCCUCGUAACAGGCGCAACUGAUGGAAUUGGCUUCGGCUUCUGCGAAGAGAUUUGUGCCCGCGGCUUCAACGUCAUCCUGCACGGACGUAACCGCACUAAGCUCCAGCGACGCGCUAGCGAGCUAAACGAGCGCUUCCCAACCCGCAAGACAGGCAUUAUCGUACUAGACGUUGUCGAUCUCACAUCCUCCGUGGACGGGGUUGCUGACGAGGUUUCUGCUAUUCUAGCCGCCCAUGGGGGCCAGUUAACCGUCCUGGUGAACAAUGUAGGAGGUGACGGCAGGCCCUCUGGGACGCUAGAUAGUUAUAGCUUCAAGGAUGUGCAGGAGACGAUCGCGAAGAACGCGAACUUCGUCGCACAAAUUACGCGCAUACUGCUACCCCUUCUAGCGGCGGGAGACCCAGGCGUUAUAUUGAAUAUUUCGUCCGUCGCGGCGUGGGGGCUACCCUAUGUGACUAUUUAUGCUGCAACAAAGGGGUUCGUCGAUACCUUUACGUAUGCACUGCAGGCUGAGUGUACCGCCGAGGGACUGGGGGUCGAGGUGCUGGGUCUACGCGUGGGCCAGGUGAGCACACCCGGGUACCCGGUUGCUCUGGGCUGGUUUGUGCCGACGCCACGGGUGAUGGCGCAGGCUGGGUUGAAUCGUGUUGGCUGUGGGCAGGUUAUUGUAUACGGGUAUUUCUGGCACUGGGUGCAGGGGCUGGCGUUUGAGAUGAUGCCUCGGUGGGCGCUAAAUAUGGUGACGACGUCGAUGCUGAAAGCGCUGAAAUUCCAGGAGGAAGAUAAGGCGAAGAGGUGGUAA